AUGCAGCAAAGCUCAAACUCUCCUCCGACCCCCCAUCACAAUGCCCAUGCCCACCGUACGCUGCCAAAGCAAGCCCAUCCUCCGACCGAGACAACCCACCACUACGAAUCCCAACCUCGAACCUCGUACACACAUACCCGUCACACGAGUUCCAACUCCACUGCCCCCAGCUCUGCUCACUCCACCCACUCUCACUCCCACCCGCUGAACACACCCUUAGUCGUCCUCUCCACCUCCGUCACAAAGCCACACCCCGCGUACGCACACAGGCACUUCGCCAGGCACGCAGCUUCCCGAAUCAUCGAGCGCAGCCGAAAACCCCUCGUCUCCAGUCGAGCCCUUCCCCUCCCAGAAGUCCCCAUCACAUCCCCUAUCAACACAGACAGCACGCCACCCGUCUUCACCAUCGUGUCCACUAGCAGCCUCUGCUCACACCCCAGCACCCCCACAUCAUCCUGCUGCAGCAAAGACAGAAGCCCUAAAACAGAGUGCAUGGGCCUUCGCAGCCCGUCACUCAUCACCCGCUCGAAAGUCGCCCUAGCCCGAUUCGCCAUCAACGCAUCCAUCCUCGACUGCUCCAACGCCAGAUUCUGCUCCGCCAGCCUGUCGCGCAUGCUCUGCGACUCCUCCAGCACGGCCGCGUGCGAAACCGCCACCGCCACCUGGUCCGUUACCGCCUCCACGAUCCCGACCUCCUGCGGGCCCCACGACCUCCUCGCCAAACCCUCCUCCCCACCGCUCGGCACCCGUCGAGCACCCGAACCCCUCCGCCCUUCUUCACCUCGAGCACGUCCGGGUCGCCGUAGGGAAUCACGGAUGACGACGAGCUCGAGAACGUCCGCCCGCGCACCUUGUGGGUGA
Messenger RNA from Striga asiatica, 861 nucleotides. The record is from the annotation of a GenBank genome assembly. NCBI's taxonomy places the organism in Eukaryota, Viridiplantae, Streptophyta, Magnoliopsida, Lamiales, Orobanchaceae.